Molecule: messenger RNA, 2128 nt
Organism: Trematosphaeria pertusa
Lineage: Eukaryota; Fungi; Ascomycota; Dothideomycetes; Pleosporales; Trematosphaeriaceae
Product: MFS transporter
Exons: 5
Coding region: 457-1941 (494 amino acids)
Biological process (GO): transmembrane transport
Cellular component (GO): membrane
Molecular function (GO): transmembrane transporter activity
Source: RefSeq, a predicted model, not a curated record
CUCUUUGCGUUUGCACUCGUUAAUCCUAUAAUCCGCGGAGCCCUAGCCAGACAUUUAUUGUCCUCAUGUCUUACGCUUCGUUCUCGAUCCGGCUUAGCACCCCGCGAAUGCAGAUCCGAAAUCACGACAUUGCACCCUUGGAUUUCGUACCCCAUCGCUACGCGACAAUGUCAUCGGCCAUGUACCCUCAUUGCAUUGAUCCAAGAGGGCCGAUAAGCUCGCCAUGACGGGAUUGCUGGUUCUUGCCCAAUAGCAAGCUAGCGCAGCAGCAUGAAGCUUGCCAGUAUGGCUCGUAGCGCCUUUCAACCCCAGUUUGGUGGGGAAUCCACAAAAUGGCAUCAUUCUGGACGUCGGCAGAGAAUUGCAAGAUAACCCUUUAAAGGCGCUGGCUGGGUCCUGCUGAGGGCGGCAUGAUGUAUCACGCGUAGAUUGUCUGUAACUGCAGCUCCCGGGACCAUGGCUUCGGAAAAGAAAGACGUUGGGCUUGAGAGACCUGGUGCUUCGACCGCUUCAGACUCUGAUCUUGAGAUCCUUGCAGAGGGCGCUAUCAAUGAGAGGAAGCUGCUGAGAAAGCUCGACUUGAGAUUGCUGCCUGCAGUUUCUAUCCUUUACCUGCUCUCGUUCUUGGAUCGCAGCAAUGUCGCCAACGCGAGGAUUGAGGGUCUCACCACAGACCUCAACAUGACGGGCAAUCAGUACCUCACUGGCCUGACACUCUACUUCAUCGGAUAUGUGCUGUUCGAAGUACCUUGCAAUAUCAUUCUCAAGCGGACUACGCCUAAGUUCUGGCUCCCCACAUUGACUCUUGCAUGGGGAAUCGUUGCCACGUUGAUGGGAGUCACUCAAAAUCUUACUGGCUUCUUUGUAGUGCGCUUCUUCCUAGGUGUUGCGGAGUCUGGACUCUUUCCCGGUGUCGUAUAUUACUUAUCGAUGUGGUACAAGCGCGAUGAACGCCAGUACCGCAUUUCGCUCUUCUUCAGCUGUGCUUCCCUGGCCGGAGCUUUUGGUGGCAUUCUUGCUUGGGGUAUUGCGCACAUGCGGAACGUUGGUGGAUAUGCGGGUUGGCGAUGGAUAUUCAUUUUGGAAGGUCUCCUCACUAUCGUGAUUUCCAUCGUCGCCUAUUGGUUCAUAUCGAACUAUCCGGAGAGUGUCAGCUGGCUAUCAAAAGGUGAGCGUUCGUUCAUCCAGGCCCGCUUGAAGGCCGAUAGCGAUGCCACGAAUGACGAGAAGUUCACCUGGGCUGGCGUAUGGAAUGCGUGUAAAGACGUCAAGAUCUGGCUGUACGGAUUUUGCUUCCACACAAUGAGCUUGCCCUUGUACACGCUCUCGCUAUUCCUGCCUACCAUCAUCAAAGACAUGGGCUACACCUCCGCCCAGUCUCAGCUCCUCACCAUUCCGCCCUAUGCUGCAGCCACCAUCUUCACAGUGGCCUGGGCCGUUCUCGCCGAGAAGUACAAACGCCGAGCUCUCUUCACUCUCAUAACUUCGUCGCUCGCCAUAAUCGGAUACAUAAUCCUCCUGACGAACGAAAACCCGACUAAGAAGCCAGGCGUCUCUUACCUGGGCACCUUCUUUGCCGCCAUGGGCAUCUACCCCUCUGUCGCUCUCGUCCUCUCCUGGCCUGCUGUGAACGUUUCAGGCCAAACGAAACGUGCGACUGCCAACGCAAUGCAGAUUUCCAUCGGCAAUUGUGGCGCUGUGAUUGGGACGCAGCUCUAUCGACCUAAGACAGCGCCUAGAUACGUACUCGGGCACUCUGUUGCUUUAGGUUACCUUGUAGGAAAUCUUAUCGUUGUUAGCGCGCUAUGGUGGGUUCUGUCAAAGGAGAACAAGAGGAAGCAAGAGCAUCUCGUUGCGUACCCUGAGACGGGCGACUUUCAUGACAGCGAGGAGGACCUCAAGCUCGGUGAUACGCAUCCACGAUGGCAUUUCAACACCUAGAAUCGAACGGUAAUUGUACGCUUAUCCUUCUCACUCAUCAACAACACUUCUACUACUUCUCUCCUUGACCUUCCGCUAUAUAUCAUCCAAAUAGAACUUCCUCGGCCAAAUAUUCAAACCAAUCUUCUCCCCUUCCCCCACGGGCAAGCCCGCAUGCACCAACCUACGAUCCCCCCUCCCAUCCUCC